AUGGCUCAUUCUGGGGAACGAGACGUGUUUUGCAUUUGCAAACGCCCCGAUGACGGCAGCUGGAUGAUUGCUUGUGAAAAAUGCGACGAAUGGUUUCAUGGGAAAUGUAUUGGACUGACCGAGGCUGAGGGCGAUCUGGCUGUCGAAUUCUGCUGUGACAGCUGCAGUGCAAAAUACAACAUCCAGUCCGAAUGGCGACUAAAGUGCCAACUUCCAAGCUGUUAUGCGGCAGCCGACGUUGAGAAAGACAGCAAAUUUUGUUCAGCAGACCACGGCAUAGCAUUUUUCCGCGAGUUGGCUCAAGGACUCGUGGGAGUGCCAGAACAAGAUCUGAGGGUGUUGGUAGAAAGCAGCGGAUCGCAAGAGAAAUUCAAGGCCCUGGGCAUCCAGACACCAGAAUUUGAUGCAAAGAUUGAGCCUCCACCGGACCAAGUAGCUAAAUGGGAGGCCAAAAUCCAGAAAAUCCAGGAGGCACUCAAGUUCCUCGAGUCUUGUCGAGAAACCAAGAAAGAGCUCAGCCAGCAGGCGACUGAAGCAGAGGGUACUAAGCGGGAAAUAUGUGCGUUCAAUUCCAAGCUUUCUGACCCGGACUCUGAAGAGGUUUGCAUGCUCGAGCAGCGCAAGUGUAUCCAGCACAAACAAUGGCCGGUAAUUUUCCAAGAACGCUUAUUUAUUCAACAACAAACUGCCGCAAAACGACUCAGGCAGCUGCAAAAUAGCCAACGGGGGCUUUCUCAAGUUGUACUUUAA
Messenger RNA from Wickerhamiella sorbophila, 750 nucleotides. Its product is annotated as Set1 complex component spp1. The transcript has a single exon. Gene Ontology annotation, biological process: positive regulation of DNA-templated transcription. The record is from RefSeq and is a predicted model, not a curated record. Bases 1 to 750 code for a protein of 249 amino acids. NCBI's taxonomy places the organism in Eukaryota, Fungi, Ascomycota, Dipodascomycetes, Dipodascales, Trichomonascaceae. Gene Ontology annotation, cellular component: Set1C/COMPASS complex.